GAAAAGGUAAAUGGCAAAGUCCAAAGUGCUUGUUCUGUUAACUUUCUGUAUCUUAUUCUAGUAGAAAAACUGGUACAUAUAACAAAUUAUGAUGGCAUUCAGAAAAGGAAAUGAGAUAAUAGAUUGGCAGGCAUUGUCCAAACAAAUACACAAAGGUAUCGUCGAAUUAAGACAAGAAGAUACUUGUACAGAUUUUACUGUCGAAGUUGGUGAGAAAUCAUUCCGCUGCCAUAAAGUAGUCCUUGCCGCAAUGUCAGACUACUUUAAAGCAAUGUUUACUUCAGGUAUGAAAGAGACAGAACAGAACAAAGUUGUUUUAGAUGAGGUAAACCCAGACUCCUUUCAAACAGUCAUGCAAAUUUUGUAUCCUGAAGGAAAUGUUAAUCCUCUUGAGAAACCAUCCGAGGAUGAAAUGUCAGAUUUGUUAAAACUUUCUGGACGUUUUCAGAUGCCAUUUUUGAGAGAUAUUUGUCUGAAGUAUUAUGGUAGAACAAUGGACACAGGUAACUGCAUACUGAGAUGGAAACUAGGGAGACAGAUCUUGUGUGAUGAUUUAAUCUGGUUGGGAUAUAGGUUCAUUAAAGAACACUUUGAGGAAAUAGUAUUAGACAGUAUCCUUGUGUCAGUCGAGUUUAAGGACUUUUUAGCCAUUAUCAAAGAUGAGUCUAUACAUGUGAAACGUGAGGAUAUUGUGUGGUCUGCAAUUAAAAAUUGGAUUUAUUUUGACCUAGAAAAGAGAAAGGAGUUUAUUGUGGAACUUUUAAGAGAAUGUUGUUUGACAGAAAUCGACCCUGAUGUAUUUAUGGAAGAAAUUGUUUUUGAUCCAGUAGUUAGGCAAAGCGAUAGAGCAUCCACACUUCUACAAGAAGCAGUCAAAUACAAAAGACAUCCUGGUAUUCAUGGUGAUAUUGAGCUUAAAUUCAGAGAGUGCCAUGAAAAAAGACAAGUUACACUCCUACUUGCCAGGGAAAAUGGUUGUUCUGAUGGUGUGGCAACAAUCGAAAGAAAAGAUAUGAAAGGAUUUGCUGUUUGUUCUAACAAAGCAUGGUGUCUAAAUAUUGAUAAAAGAUUUUCUUUCGACUUCGAUAGAAUGGAACAUGGGGUAUUUUCAUGCUGUGUACAUGAACAGUCAGUGUUUGUAUUGACUGAAGUAGAGAAAGGAAUUCGUGGAAGCAAGCUUUGGCAAUACGAGGGUAUGAGCCAUAAUUGGGAACCGCAGCGGGACAUGGAUGUGGCACUAAAGGGACAUACUGUAUGUGCAACAGAUGGAUGUCUGUAUGUUAUAGGCGGCAGAUCAUCAAUUGACUUAAACGCUCAAGUCUGGCUGUACAAUAUUGACAGUAACGCUUGGAAUUUUGAUGGUUAUAUAAUGGCAGCUGUUGUGAAUGCCUCAUCUAUCUACUUCAACAACAAGAUCUAUAUUUUUGGUGGAAGACUUGAAGACAAUGAAGCUGCUCAAUGCAUACAAGUUUACGACACACAGAAAAAGGAGGGUACUAUCUUUGGAAAUUUGCCAAAGCCAUGUAUCUGGUCCCGAGCUUUAGUCAGAGGGUCAACUGCUUUUGUUGUUACUUCUGAUGGUGAUGUGGUAAGUGUUUUGUUGGAAAGUGGGGAAACAACGAUCAUAUCUUCCAUUCCAAAUUUCAAACGUGUCAAUUUUGGAAUAAGUUUGCAACAAAAUGAGCUUUAUGUUUUUGGGGGUAAAGAAGUUGAAAAUGAUGAUAAUGUUGAUGAAGAACAAAUUGUUCUGAAAAGAAAUUCUCCAAUAAAAGGUAAUUUCAUGAUCAACGUCGAAACAGGCGAGGUUAAAUCAUCGAAAUGGUUGCAAAAGGUUGGAAUCAGUGAGGAUUACGAAAUUCUAGCCAGUGCUUCAGUAGUAAUAGAUCACAAAAACUUAAAGCUUAUAGGGAAAACAAUGAAAAACAAGAAAUGAUGGAGAUUGAGAGUGUUAUAAUAAAGAAUGAGCAAUGCUUAAUUAUCUUAAUUGAGUAAACGAACAUAAUCUGGACUAAUGUUUCUUGGCAAAAUAAACACAGUGCUCCCAAUAAUUAAGUCAAACAAGAUUCAGAAGUAAAUUACAAUACAUGUAUAACAAAAUUGUGUGUACAUUUUAAAAAACCGACAACAAGUUGUGUGUACAUUUGAAAAUCUACACGCCUUGACAAAAUACUGCUUUGUUGAAAAGUGCAUGUUGAUAUUUCUGUCUUAUUUUACCUUCUACAAUGUAUAUGAAAUAUACAAUUUAAGCAGUACAUUGCAAACCAUCGUUAUUCUUGACUUUAUGUCUUUAAGACCAAAAUCUUUACUUUUGAAUGGUAAAUUUCAACCAAAAUACUAUGUCAAUUUUUUAAUGAAAACUUUAACA
Messenger RNA from Ruditapes philippinarum (Manila clam), 2365 nucleotides. RefSeq names its product kelch-like protein 25. Gene Ontology annotation, molecular function: protein binding. NCBI's taxonomy places the organism in Eukaryota, Metazoa, Mollusca, Bivalvia, Venerida, Veneridae. The record is from RefSeq and is a predicted model, not a curated record. The coding region runs from base 89 to 1933 and encodes 614 amino acids. The transcript is spliced from 2 exons.